Tricharina praecox is the source of this 1661-nucleotide messenger RNA. RefSeq names its product WD40-repeat-containing domain protein. Bases 60 to 1487 code for a protein of 475 amino acids. The transcript is spliced from 2 exons. NCBI's taxonomy places the organism in Eukaryota, Fungi, Ascomycota, Pezizomycetes, Pezizales, Pyronemataceae. Gene Ontology annotation, molecular function: protein binding. Gene Ontology annotation, biological process: DNA-templated DNA replication; rRNA processing. Gene Ontology annotation, cellular component: nuclear pre-replicative complex. The record is from RefSeq and is a predicted model, not a curated record.
CCUCCAGCCAAACGUCCAUCGCACCCAGUCGGCCAUCUACCCAGAAACCGCCAAAAAAAAUGCUCUCGGAAAAGCUGCUCGUCGCCACGACGCGAACAGUCGGGGACGGUGUUGACACCCCCUCCAUCGCCUACUACAACCUCCACACCGGCGCCGCAAUCAGCACAAUAAAGCGCUCGCAAUCCUCCGCGCGCGGUGUGACAGCGACGAGCACACAUAUCUUCGCCCAGCAAAAUGACAAGGCGGUGGUCAACGUCUACUCGUCCAGCACCGGUACGCUCCAGAGCGCAAUUCCGUUUCCGGGGCCGAUCACGAUCCUCUCGGCUUCGCCAUGCGGGAUGUUUCUGGCUGCCGGCAAUGCCGGCGGCAGGGUCUACGUGUGGGAGCUCGCGACCGCAAGGGUGGUGGCGCCGCCGACGGUGCAUUUGCAGAAGAUUUCGGCGCUGGCGUGGGGGAGGGGUGGUCACCUUGUUGUGGGCUCGGAGGACGCGACGGUUUCUGUGUGGAGUCUACCUGUGUUGUUGAACACCCUCAGUGAUGCGCCGAGACCACCGGAGAGGGUGUUGAAUAGGCAUAUUCACGCGGUGACCGCGGUCGCGGUGGGAGGUGCGACCAGUGGUGGGCCGUCGGAGCUGCUGGUUACCGCCGGGAGGGAUAGAACGAUUAUCACAUGGGAGCUCCACACUGGACAGCAUCUGCGCACGUAUAUGGUUUCUGGCAUCCCGCUGUGUGUGACGCUGGAUCCUGCCGAGCGAGCGAUGUAUGUCGGGUUCGAAGAGGGCGGGAUCCAGUGCGUUGAGUUCCACAGUGCAACAGCGGGUAGUGGGAAGGAGAUGACUAUCGAGGAGUACGCGGAUGUGCCGGUUACUGUCGUGAGCGAGGUUUGGGGAACUGACGACAGCGCUGACGGGCGGUCAGUGCUGAGUUUGGCGGUGAACUAUGAGGGCAAUAUGGUGGUGAGCGGGAACCAGAGGGGCGAGGUGGGAGUGUGGGAUGUUUCCACGGGAUGCUUGUUGAAGAACUUGUGUCAGAUGAAAGCUCCUGUAACCUCUCUCCAAAUGACACGUCCCAAAGGCUUCCUCAUCACGUCUGACAGCGACACCACCUCGAUGACCGUGGUCCCCACACCUAGAUACGAGGUCAUCCUCGCCGCCACCGCUCCCUCCAACUACGACCAACGAACAUACUCCGUUUCCGUAACACUACCUUCCUACGUCCCAGAGACCUCCACAUCCUCACUAUCAACAUCCACACCUUUCGGUUUCCGCCCAAAAACAAGCACGUUUGGACCCGACAGCGACAUGGAACAGAUUCUCCACGGUGCGCGGGAGAUGAAAGCGCUCAAGCCGGCACUAGCGGGGGACGAUAAGAUUGCUGCACUUGAGAGCGAGCUGGCUGGAUUGUAUGAGAGCUAUGAAAGGCUGGCGGAAGUACAUCGAAAGACGUGGAAUGGGAUGGUCGGUAUGGUGCUGAAGGAUGAAAAAUAAAAGGUAUUUGGGUUGGGUAUUCUUUGUUUCCAUAGGGCGCACAGUAGGAUAUCAUUGCAUGUAAUGGCCUGUCAAAAUGGCGACUCUUAGUUUACUAUCCAAAAGUUUGGCCUCACGUCGGGACUCGCGGCAAAUCUAGAGCCUUGUCCUUAUCGCUCUCAUCCAAGGGCAGGC